Messenger RNA from Mycena citricolor, 3106 nucleotides. The record is from the annotation of a GenBank genome assembly. NCBI's taxonomy places the organism in Eukaryota, Fungi, Basidiomycota, Agaricomycetes, Agaricales, Mycenaceae.
UCGACUACAGAAUACUAUGUAUUCCCCUCUACCUGAUAGUCAAGCCCCAAUAUAGCUAUUUUUACCCGACUGGAGUCUUUGGACCUAGGAUCACCCGAGCGUUUGAGAUAACAGUUCCGAGUUCUCCGUCGCCCAUUCCUGCAAAACGUUUCCGCCAUGUCCAUUAUGCGUGUUCGAUGCGAGCCUAAGCACCGCCAAUAGUGAGUAAGUAAUUACGAUCGUUGAACAACAGCUUGGAUGGGGGCACGUUCCAUACGUCUCGUGCAACCAUCUAAGUAGGAAAGCAGAGAGCGCUGGAGAGGUCUCACAAGGCCAAUGUGCCCUGCUCGGAGGAAUAGCAUGCUGAUAAUGCCGUGACUCCGGUCGUUGGUACGACCCCGCCUUCGCCUAAGCAUCCUACUGGAAGCCCAGGACAAGGCUCCGGGGACUUCAACAUAGUGAUGAAGUGAAAUGGAGUCCGGGAAUCAGGGUCAAUUGUCGUCAGCUUGGCGCGUGGUGGACGGUAGCGUGAGGCUCCAUGGAGGAGCUGUGGAGUGACAGAUACUCCUCUAUCUAGUUGCUCGUGGACAUGGGACGACGGCUGUAUCGAAGCUCAUGGUCCGAGGAACAAUAAUAAACGACUGGAGCAAUAAUGCUCCAAACAAUCAUGACACUGCAGCCGGAAGAUCCGACAAGUCACAAGAGCGGAGUCGGAGUGGCGUUGCAAGUUGUUGCAACCUGAGUUCCGUUGCCAAGGAAUGAACAGCCUCAGGCCCUCACUGGCUGUCAGUGGGAUCGGCCAAUCGGGCUGUCAACUGUCAGUGCAUGUCAGCCGCGAUCGCGUCAGCCGCGGCAAUUUCUGUAGCCUUACCUUCCCUUCCGCUUUCUCUCCUUCAUGAGCUGCCCGAGCGACAAUCUCUCUGUCAUUGACCAAUCCGAUUUCUGGAACCCGAAGACUGGGCUAAAUUGGGAUAAACACAGAAUUGGUUGGGCCAUAGCAGGGGGUUGCUCGUUGCUCACCGUUAUCAUCUCCUUCAUUUCCGUAUUGCAGCACUCCAGAAACUACCAUGUGCCUCGGGAGCAGCGUCAGAUCCUCCGGAUAUUAUACAUGCCGCCAGUAUAUGCGGUCAUCUCAUUCUUUUCAUAUCGGUACUUUCGCAGCUACACCUAUUACUCUCUCAUAUACGUCGCCUACGAAGCAGUGACCAUCAGUGCUUUCUUACUGCUCAUCAUAGAAUAUGUGGCGAACACCGCUGUGAAUCACAACGCUGAGAGCGCCAUGGCUCGCAAGGACAAGCGACCGCUUCCUAUGCCAUUCUGCUGCUGGAGAUAUAGACCCACGAAGGCUUACUUCAUGUAUACUGUAAAAUGGUCUGUCAUGCAGUAUGUAAUUGUCCGCCCCUUGGUCUCUGUCGCGGGUAUCAUCUGCCAAGCGUUCGGCGUCCUGUGCGAGAGCCAGAGCUACAACCUCCGCUUCGCAAGUGUCUACUUGUCUGCUGUGGACUUCAUCAGUAUCUCGAUCGCACUGUAUGGCCUGCUCUUGUUCUACGGUCUCACCAAAGACGAGCUGGUGGGCAAGCGCCCGCUGGCCAAGUUCCUCUGCAUCAAGCUGAUUGUCAUGUUUACUUUCUACCAAUCAUUUGUUUUCUCCGCGCUCGAGGGUCAUGUGAUCAAAGCUACCCAAUACUGGACAGAAGCAAACAUCGCCGAUGGUCUGAACGCUCUGGCAAUCUGCGUUGAGAUGGUCUUCUUUGCGAUUGGUAUGUGGUGGGCCUACCCUGCCAGCGAGUACCGCAUAGCAGGCGUGCGCACCAGCAUCUGGAGACCGAUCUGGGACUCGAUCAAUUUCUGGGACUUUGCGGUUGAGAUCUACCAGUCGCUGCGCUACUUCUUUGGCGCUGCUGUCCAUCGCCACCAUCGAGACGAGUCCAAGCUGGACUUUGGACAGGCCUUCGGAGUGGCUCCCGGUCCAAGCCACCGGUCAAAACUUCUCACAUCGACGAGCGAUCCCGUCCCAUAUGACCCCGAGGCCAUUCGAAUGGCACCAUACGCUUUCACAGCACCUGGCGCUGCCAUAUCCAGCCCAAACACUGCUGCCCAUUUCGCCGGAAAGACGGAUUUCCACGAGCCCUGAGUGGCGAACAUUAUCUGCAGGUAACUACGACUACAUACUACGACUACAACUAGCGUAUCUAUAACCAUGUAUCUUCUUAGCUCGCACAGUGUAGUGCUUCACAUUUCAUCCUCAGAUUCGUAUUCCUCAUUCAGUCCCCCCGCCGCGAGAAUUUCAGCCCGUGUCUCCACUUUGGGCGCACGCUCUCUCACAUAGUGGCCGCCUUGACGCUUGAGAACGUCGCCAUCGCGGAAUCCCGACUCCGGGGUGAGCAGAAUCUGGUACAGCAUCUGUCGCAUAUCCGCACCCAGCUCCGCGCAGUCGUCGUCGACCUUGAAAUCACCCCAUGCUUGCCAGAAUUGGGCAGUCGAAAGCGCGGCGAGCAAUGUCCCAGCCGGCGGAUACAGGAACCCGAUUGCCGCCAAAGCAGUCAAGAAGAUCCAGACAUGGAGAUGGGCAACCGAAGCCCAGUGAGCCAAAGCGCGGAUCCGGGUCGAAGGAGCUGCGUAUGGAAACAGAGCCGUGCACAGAGAUUGAACAGACUUGAUGACAGAAGAAUCAGCAGUGGAUCGGACAGAAGAAGGGAAGGCAAUCGCAGUCAGAUGUUCCGGAGCAAGAAGUAUGGCAGCCCCAACGCAGACACACCAGAGCGGAAAGAAGGCAGCUUGCAAUGGGAAGAGUGGAGAGAGUUGAGCAAAGAUGGACUCUUCUAUAAGUUCUUCUUGAACAUCAGCAUCGUUUUCGUUGAUCGCUUCAGGAUUCUCGAUCUCCAGAGCGUCUCCGGAGGCAGUCGCAGCGGAAGCAAUGAUGUCGAUAGGGUGGUCUUCAGGCAGUUUCGUUUCCAGAUCGUUGAACUCGGUUUCUACUUUUGUGACGUCAUCGUCAAUUUCAUGGAAGCCCUAUUGGCUAUGAGAGACAUGGACUUGGGGGAUCGGAAAGACAACGCACCCGUCUGAGGCGUAGAGUAGAGUGCGCUCGAGGGGUGAACUCAAUCUCGUCCGUGGGAUGGCCGUC